AUGUCGCGCGUCUCCGUAUUUGCCGGGCAGAAGCCCAAGUCGAAGGAGUCCUUUAAGUUUCUGCGGCGCGAUGAGGGACGUCUGUCGUACUCGACCGCCACGGCAGAGUCACCGCCAAAGAGCGUUGCUAACGGCACCGACGGCGCCAACAGUAAUCGUGAGCGCCGCGACUCCAAAUCGCUACGCGAGGCUAUCGCCUAUGACAUGCGCAACGCCAAAAGUCAUGACCCGCUCGGUGAGGUGGUGGUGGCUGUCCCCCGCAAGGCACCUCCACCCAAUCGCGCGGCCAGUGCACCUCCAGUCAACCCCGGCGCGUCUAGUGGAACCGAAAAGCCGGCAGCCAUAGCGCCACUGCAACGACGGCCACCUACCCGUGCGGUGGGCCCGAAGAAGCCGGAGUGGGUCAACCCCGAGGUCGCAUCACCGCCGCCGCCGGUUUCAACGCGCUCAGAGGUGGAACAGUCGACCGACAACUUCUUUGAGGCUUCUUAUAGCGAUCCAUACAGCGGCGGUGCCUCAGCCCCGCCGAGUAGUAUCCGUCGGGCCGCCAGCCGUGGCUCGGACACUAACGGGGCCUACUUGAGACGAUAUGGUGGACUCACCCCACGUAGCGCCGUCAUGGGGGCGCUGCACUACGCUGCUCCCCAGUAUGAAGAAUCGAGCGCCGCGCCAUCGUCUGGGCCGGACCGCAACUACUUCCGUCGACCACCCUACCCCAACGACCCCAUCUUAGCUUCUGGCACACCCCUGCCAUCGGGCAGUCGCAGUCACGAGGAGGACGAGCUCAUCGCUAGCUUAGAACAGGAGAUUAAGGCCGCGCAGGAGGAGCGUAGUCACUACACGUACGCGAGACAGCAGCUAGAUCGGGAAAAGCAGCGCUUUGAGUCGUACCGCUACAGCACGCAGCAGCAAAUCGAGGACGAGCGCGCUGACGCCGGUGACCGCCGUUCGCGUGAACAGCGCGAUGCCCAAAAGGAUCGCCUCACAGAGGAGCGCUGCAAGAACGUGUCGGCGCUGCUACUAGCAGAGCGCGAGACGAACCGGCGCUUGACGCAGGAGAACGACUCGCUGCGGGCUCAGCUUGAGGACCUAACUUCGACGAUGCGCCAGACGCAGAGCAUACAUAAGGCGGAGGUGAGCCGCAUGCGCCGCGACAUCGACUCCCUGACGCGCCGCAACGCCGAGUUGCUCGCAAUGGCGAAGGAGCAGCAGCUGCAGGUCCUUAAAGCCGCGUCUGCCUCGCCGGCGACGCAGCAGAGAAGCACCUCUCGCCACUCCGUCUCUUGCGAUGCUUCCGCGCAGAAAGCCGCCUUGCCAUCGUACGAGGACAGCGAUGAUGAAAACGAUGUAGCCGCGGCGGGCGGGCGUCAGGCGUCGCGCGAGACCCCUCCCCCCGUAAUGGACUUCACUCCCCGCCCUGUUGGCGCCGAGGCGGUGGCGUGCGAGAAGCGCAAUCGGCAGAUGCAAGACCGCAUGCAGGCCGAAGAGGAGGCAAUGGAGGAGCGCAAGCGGCAACGCGAGAAGUGGAACGCAGACCGCAAGAGGGAGGCGCAGGAGAAAGAGGCGCGGCACCGGGCCGCUGUGGCCGCCGCCGCUGCCGCAACGGCGCGCCGCCAGCGUGAAGAGGAAGAGCAGCGAAAGGCAGCAGCAGCAGCAGCGAAGCCGGUAGAUGAGCGCAAGGUGUCGGGACACCCAGUUAACACGCCACGCGUGCAGUCCGGCGCGGCAUCCGUCAAGCGGCGCUCCUCUGCCAACGCGCCACAUCUUGUGGUGUCGUCGAAGCGGCACCACGUCCCCACUCGAGAGGAGCUGCUUGGUGACCUAGAGGAUUUCCCGUCGGAAAAGCUGCCCAACGACGACGUUGUGUCGCAGACAGUCCUCGGCGACAACCCAAACAAAAGAGAGGUGCUGUACCGCAGUGGCAAGCGGGAGAUCCACUACACGAACGGCACGGUGAAGGUGGUGCUGCCAUCAGGGCAUACGACGCUGCACUUCACGAAUGGCGACGUCAAGUCCACCUUCCCCUGUGGAAAGAGCACCUACUGGUACGACACGGCGCAGACGAUGCACGCGCAGAUGCUGGACGGCGUGCAGACCUUCGAGUUUCGUUCCACUGGGCAGACGGAGAAACACUUGCCGGACGGCACCAAAGAGAUUCUGUACCCGGAUGGCAUCUACAAGAUCGUGCGGCCCGACGGCAGCGACGAAACCUUCUACCCCAAUGGGGAGUCCCUGGAGUAG
Leishmania braziliensis MHOM/BR/75/M2904 is the source of this 2241-nucleotide messenger RNA. RefSeq lists its product as hypothetical. The coding region runs from base 1 to 2241 and encodes 746 amino acids. The record is from RefSeq and is a predicted model, not a curated record. NCBI's taxonomy places the organism in Eukaryota, Euglenozoa, Kinetoplastea, Trypanosomatida, Trypanosomatidae. Gene Ontology annotation, cellular component: centrosome; centriole; nucleus. Gene Ontology annotation, biological process: centriole elongation; cilium assembly. Gene Ontology annotation, molecular function: tubulin binding. The transcript has a single exon.